AUGAUGUCGGCCGGUCCUGCUCACCACCAACUGCCCAUCACCCAGGCGCAAAUCCAACAAGAAUCACACCGUCGCGAGGCCGUCAACCACCUGGCUAAGCUCCGGAGUCGCAAACCUACCGACAAGACCCUACCCGAUGGCGUCGAAGAGACUUUGGUGGGCGAGGGCGAUGUCGCUGUGGCUUACAAGAAGCUACGCGAUUUCGAGAGGCGGCUGGAUGCUACCAUGAGUCGCAAGAGGUUGGAUAUCGUGGAUUCGGUUAGCAGGAAUGCAAAGCGGUACAAGACACUCCGCGUUUGGAUCACCAACACCGUCGAAGACCAGUACUGGCAGAAUAACAACUUCAACGUCGACAGCUUCGACUUCCCUUCCAACCUCGAAUCCACAUACCGCGUCAAGAUCGAAGGCCGACUACUCGACGACGAAGACGAGAUCACAAAGGACGAGGAGGAUGGAGAUAAGAUGGACACAACCGACGACAGCACAAAGACAGCAACAAAGUCUGGAGCGAAACCCGUCCCCGCUAAGCCCGGCCAGCGCUACCGCUUCUCCCACUUCUUCAAAGCCCUCACAGUCGACUUCGACCAGCCCACCGCCUCGGGCCGUCUGCCCGUCGACACCACCGCGAUAGAAUGGAAGAAACCCGAGCGCACGCCCGCCGGUUCCAACCUGCCCGCCUCGGCCGACUUCGACGAGCUGACCUUCAAGCGCCACGGGGACGAGAAUGUUAACAUCACCAUCAACCUCUACCGCCACGAAGACCCGGAGCGUUACGAGCUCUCCCCCGAGCUAUCGGACGUGAUCGAUAUGACGGAGGCAACCCGCCAGGAAGCCGUUGCCGGCUUGUUCGAGUACAUCAAGUUGAUGAAGCUACAAGAAGACGACGAGAAGCGCAACUUUCGGUGCGACGACCUGCUGCAGAAGCUUAUUGGGAGAGAGUCGGGUCACAUUCCCCAGCUGAACGAAUACGUCACCCCGCACUUGAGACCACUGCCGCCCAUCAAGCUCCCUUAUACCAUCCGCGUGGACCAAGAAUUCCAUUCCGCGCCGGACGCCCCCAAACCGACCAUCUACGACAUCCGUGUCUCCGUUGACGACCCCUUACGUUCGAAGCACUUGGUGCCGUUCAUCCACAACCCCUCGUACGCUCAAACGCUCCGCGAGAUUCAUCAGCUAGAUGAGUCCCUGGCGGUGCUCAUACAAGCCGUUGGCGACUCCAAGGCCAAACAUACGUUCCUGACCUCCAUGGCCAAUGACCCCGUUGGCUUCGUCAAGAACUGGUUGUCAAGCCAGAAGCGGGAUCUGGAGGUGAUUAUGGGCGAAGCCACGAGGGCCGGGGCGGCGGUGGAAGACCCCGUGGGCGACGAGUGGAGGAGGGGUGGAAAGGGGAGUGUUUGGGAUACGAGUAAUGCGCGGGAGAGUGUUAAUGUGCUAUUGAGUAAGCAGGGUUUUACGGCGGGGCAUCGCUAG
This is a messenger RNA of Neurospora hispaniola, 1470 nucleotides long. RefSeq lists its product as uncharacterized. The record is from RefSeq and is a predicted model, not a curated record. NCBI's taxonomy places the organism in Eukaryota, Fungi, Ascomycota, Sordariomycetes, Sordariales, Sordariaceae. Bases 1 to 1470 code for a protein of 489 amino acids. The transcript has 2 exons. Gene Ontology annotation, biological process: regulation of transcription by RNA polymerase II. Gene Ontology annotation, cellular component: nucleus; SWI/SNF complex.